CCUAGAAAGAAAGAGAGAGAGAGAGAAAUGGGGGUGCAAAUGGUAUUUCAGAUCAUUUUGCUAUUGUUUUCAAUUGAUGCAAUAUUUGUACAAGCAGUGGAUUUAGCAAGUAAUAAUAGUUCAUGUCAAAGAAGCUGUGGGAAUGUUAGCGAUAUCCCAUUUCCUUUUGGAAUGGGAGCUGCAGGUUGCUACGUUGAUGAGUGGUUUGAAGUAGUUUGCAAUUAUAACAACUCUUGGGCAUCCCCCAAACCUGUUUUGAAGAAGUUCGACUUGGAGGUGCUCAACAUUUCAUUAUUAGAAGGCACAGUUCGUGUCAACUAUCCUACAUUUGUUGCGUGUGCUGAUGAAGGACGUGAUAAUGGUUUAUGGAGCAAAUUAAAUACGGAGUUAGCAACAAGCCCUUUCAUCUUCUCCCAGUCCCAGAACAGAUUGAUCGCCAUCGGCUGCGACAUCUUUGCCUCAAUGGUGUACGUGUAUACUACUGAUAAUGGUUCAUUUACUAGUGGUUCAGCAGUUAAGGCUGGGUGCAGAUCAACUUGUGACCGUACUAUCAUUGAAUUGGUAAAUGCAAGUAGUUGCAAUGGCAUCAACUGCUGCCAAGGCACAAUUCCUACAUAUCUCGAUACCUUCAAUAUAAGUAUGGAGCCAACAAAUAAAAGCGGUUACAAUUACGAAAGAUGCAAGUCUGCAUUCUUGGUGGAAGAAAAGUGGUUCCAAAAACGUUCAAUUAAUGGUAGCUCCAUUAUGUCGCAGGUUCCUGUGGUGUUGGAAUGGAGGAUUCCUAAUACAUCAUUCUACUCACUUCCAAAAUCCUAUAUUAAUGCCUCCACCUCCACCGCUUAUAAUAAUACGUUCCCAAGCUACAAUUGUUCUAAUAUUAUUUACCUUCCUUCUUCUUCUUAUUAUUAUUAUAACUUGGCCUCGACUUAUACAUGUUCUUGCGCAAAUGGCUUUGAAGGAAAUCCCUAUCUUCUUGAUGGAUGCCAAGAUAUUAACGAAUGCGAGCGCUCAAACCCUUGUUCCCUGUACAAUUCAGCCGGGAGUGUCCAGUACUACUGUGAAAAUACUCAUGGGUCUCACCGUUGUAGGACUGGCCCCACCAAGUCUAAUGGAAAAGCGGCCACGAUAGGGCUUAUCAGUGGCGGUCUUGGGUUAUUGGUUAUACUUGUUGGUGGAUGGUGGUCCUACAAAUUGAUAAAGAAAAGGAGGAUGAUUAAACAGAAGAACAUCUUCAAACGAUUGUUAAAACAACACUUGUCUUCACAUGAAGCCAAUGUUGAGAACACCAAAUUGUUUAAUUUUAAAGAUUUGGACAAGGCCACUGACCAUUUUAAUGUGAAUAGAAUACUUGGCCAGGGAGGACAAGGCACUGUUUACAAAGGUAUGUUGGUGGAUGGAAGAAUCGUUGCUGUGAAAAAGUGCAGAGUAAUUGAUGAAGGAGAACUCAAAGAAUUCAUUAAUGAAGUUGUCAUUCUUUCACAAAUUAACCACAGGAAUGUGGUUAAGCUGAUUGGUUGUUGUUUGGAGACCGAAGUUACUCUUCUAGUUUAUGAAUACAUUCCUAAUGGAACGCUUUUCCAAUAUGUUAACGGACAAAUUGAGGAGUUUCCACUAACAUGGAAUAUGCGCUUGCGAAUUGCAACUGAAGUAGCAGGAGCUCUCUUUUACUUACACUCAGCAGCUUCCUCGCCCAUUUAUCAUCGGGAUAUUAAGUCUACAAACAUACUCUUAGAUGAAAAGUACAGAGCUAAAGUAGCUGAUUUUGGGACUUCAAGAUCCAUCACUGUUGAUCAAACUCACUUAACCACACUAGUGCAUGGCACUUUUGGAUACUUGGACCCUGAGUAUUUCCAAUCAAGCCAAUUUACAGAAAAGAGUGAUGUUUAUAGUUUCGGCGUUGUUCUUGCUGAGCUGUUAACUGGCGAAAAAGCAAUCUCUUCAACAAGGAUGCAAGAAUCCAAAAGUUUAGCGACAUAUUUCAUUCAAUCCGUGGAGGAGAACAAUUUGUUUGAUGUUCUUGAUAGUCAAGUUUUGAAGGAAGGUAAAAAAGAAGAGAUCAUUGCGGUCGCAAACCUUGCAAAAAGGUGCUUGUACUUAAACGGGAAGAAACGGCCCACAAUGAAAGAAGUCGCAAAGGAGUUGGAGAUGGUACAAAUGCCACAAAAAGCUCAUAACCUUCAACAAAACUAUGAAGAGCUUGAAUAUGAUCGAGCAGAAAUGUACGAGCCAUCGGAUGCUGAAUCCAAAUCAACAAUGUCAACCUCAUCCGGAGACGUCCAACCAUUAUUACCUUACCAAUCUGCAUGAAUCAGUAUUUGUUUGAUGCCAUUUUAUAGGCUAAAUAAUUUUCUGUUUACGUUGUAAUUUUCAAAAAUCAUCUAAGAACAUGGAUUAACCAUAUCCAAUUCUAAUGAUAGUAUAAGAUAGCAAAAAGCUCCAUGUUCAAGGAUCUAUUUUUGUUGUUGGUGAUACAUUGAAUAGUCACCCUAGCAGCG
Corylus avellana is the source of this 2495-nucleotide messenger RNA. The record is from RefSeq and is a predicted model, not a curated record. Lineage: Eukaryota; Viridiplantae; Streptophyta; Magnoliopsida; Fagales; Betulaceae.